UCACAAGUGUCUGUUUCAUCCUCACAACAUACGCGAUUCAGAGAGACUUGACCCUUUGGAUUACUCAAGAGCUCAUCUCUUCCCUCUACAAAAAUGGCCGCACGUCUCAAACCUUCUCCUACCUCCUUCUUCCGCCAUGACUUCUUUCUCUCUCACUUUCACAGCUCCUCUCCUCCCUUCUUCCAAACCCAAAAGAUCCGUUCUUGUCGCUGCAGCUCAGACCACCGCUCCUGCCGAAUCCACCGCAUCCGUCGACGCAGAUCGGCUUGAGCCAAGGGUUGAGUUGAAAGAUGGGUUUUAUAUUCUCAAGGAGAAGUUUCGCAAAGGGAUCAAUCCUCAGGAGAAGGUUAAGAUCGAGAGAGAGCCAAUGAAGCUGUUUAUGGAGAAUGGUAUUGAAGAGCUUGCUAAGAAGUCAAUGGAAGAGCUUGAUAGUGAAAAGUCUUCUAAAGAUGAUAUUGAUGUUAGACUCAAGUGGCUUGGUCUCUUCCACCGUAGAAAGCAUCAGUAUGGUAAGUUUAUGAUGAGGUUGAAGUUACCAAAUGGGGUGACUACAAGUGCACAGACUCGGUAUUUAGCGAGUGUGAUUAGGAAGUAUGGUGAAGAUGGAUGUGCUGAUGUGACAACUAGACAGAACUGGCAGAUCCGUGGUGUUGUGUUGCCUGAUGUGCCUGAGAUCUUGAAAGGUCUUGCUUCUGUUGGGUUAACUAGUCUACAGAGUGGAAUGGAUAAUGUGNGACGAAGUGAAUAA
Messenger RNA from Camelina sativa (false flax), 748 nucleotides. Lineage: Eukaryota; Viridiplantae; Streptophyta; Magnoliopsida; Brassicales; Brassicaceae. The record is from RefSeq and is a predicted model, not a curated record.